Molecule: messenger RNA, 1690 nt
Organism: Amaranthus tricolor (Joseph's coat)
Lineage: Eukaryota; Viridiplantae; Streptophyta; Magnoliopsida; Caryophyllales; Amaranthaceae
Product: 26S proteasome regulatory subunit 10B homolog A
Exons: 10
Coding region: 303-1496 (397 amino acids)
Biological process (GO): positive regulation of RNA polymerase II transcription preinitiation complex assembly
Cellular component (GO): proteasome regulatory particle, base subcomplex; cytosolic proteasome complex
Molecular function (GO): ATP hydrolysis activity; ATP binding; proteasome-activating activity
Source: RefSeq, a predicted model, not a curated record
GUUUGAAAUCGAAUUUUUGGAAAAAAUAUUUUUACAUAAUUCUAAAUUAUUUUUUAAAGUGAUAUAAUUAUUAGUAUUGGCCAAUUGGGAAGCAAGAAUAGGUGGUUUGGUGAUUGUUUCUUGUUAUCCCUUCCAAGUUCCAAAGGAUCCGAGUUUUCAAAAUUUCUUCACGCAAGUCCUGGUAAAUCACUCAUAAUCAAACCUAAAUUCUAUACAAAUAUAAUCAAAAGGCUCAGAGUGGAUCUUCUCCGCAACAGUUUUUAAUUUUUUCGAAAUUUUGAUCGAAGUUCAACCAAGUUCUUAUGGCGAAGGAAGAUGAUGUCAGACGUAGGGCCGCCAUUGUUGAAUACAAUAAGAAGCUACUUCAGCAUCGUGAGUUACAAUCUCGCAGCAGAAAAGUGAAGGAAGAGUUGAGAACGGCUAAAAAGGAGUUUGCUAAAACAGAGGAUGAUCUAAAGUCACUCCAAAGUGUGGGCCAGAUAAUUGGAGAAGUUCUUAGGCCUCUUGACAAUGAGCGACUAAUCGUGAAAGCAAGUAGUGGUCCAAGGUAUGUGGUUGGUUGUCGGAACAAAGUGGACAAAGAAAAACUUACUUCUGGAACACGAGUAGUUCUUGAUAUGACUACCCUCACUAUAAUGCGUGCUCUUCCUCGUGAGGUUGAUCCUGUUGUAUACAAUAUGCUUCAUGAAGAUCCUGGAAAUAUAAGCUACUCUGCUGUGGGAGGGCUGUCUGACCAGAUUAGAGAACUAAGGGAAUCUAUCGAGCUUCCACUAAUGAAUCCUGAGCUUUUCUUGCGUGUAGGAAUUAAACCUCCAAAGGGUGUUCUUCUUUAUGGCCCCCCUGGGACUGGCAAAACAUUGCUAGCACGAGCUAUUGCAAGCAAUAUAGAUGCCAAUUUCCUUAAGGUUGUAUCAAGUGCUAUCAUAGAUAAGUACAUUGGUGAAAGUGCGAGAUUGAUCCGUGAAAUGUUUAGUUAUGCUAGAGAACAUCAGCCAUGCAUCAUCUUUAUGGAUGAGAUUGAUGCCAUAGGAGGUCGUCGAUUCAGUGAGGGCACAAGUGCGGAUCGUGAAAUUCAGAGAACCCUAAUGGAAUUACUGAAUCAGCUUGAUGGAUUUGAUCAAUUGGGAAAGGUGAAAAUGAUUAUGGCUACAAACAGACCUGAUGUGUUGGACCCUGCACUUCUUCGUCCAGGUCGUCUGGAUAGAAAAAUUGAGAUUCCUUUACCAAAUGAACAGUCAAGAAUGGAGAUCCUCAAAAUCCAUGCUGCUGGCAUUGCCAAACAUGGAGAGAUCGAUUAUGAAGCAGUUGUUAAGCUAGCAGAGGGAUUUAAUGGGGCUGAUCUACGAAAUGUAUGUACUGAAGCUGGCAUGUCAGCUAUACGCGCAGAGAGAGAUUAUGUGAUUCAUGAAGACUUCAUGAAGGCUGUUAGGAAGUUGAAUGAGGCAAAGAAAUUAGAGUCUAGUGCUCACUAUAGUGCAGAUUUUGGGAAGGAUUGAAUCAGUAGCUAAUACUAUUUGAAGAGAUUCAAUGUUUUGUUUCAUGUUUUUUUCUUUGCGUUGCUAUGAUUUCAAAUUGUAGCCCCUUAGAAGCUUUUCAUUUCUUGAUAUGUUGUCAUUGAGCUUCGGAUUGUGAAAUUGUACCAAACAAAUGUUUUGAAAUAUAUCAAAAAGUAAAAGGUUAUUUUGGUGUA